ACUAUUAAACCUUCUGUGUUUUCCUUUUGUGUCUUCUCUUUGCACCCAAACCAUGGCUACUUCACUCAAGCCACCCACCGUUGCUUCUGCAUUGCUUAAGCAGCCAACCGCCACCAUGAAGGAGGAGUCGAGCAUGAAAUAUUACUCGGACGACCUCGUCACAGGCUACAUUUACGACAAACAUCGGGACGACGACACAACCAAAAUCGAUCUCCCUCAUUACAUCUCGGUUAUUGAGAAUAUCAUGACUCUUGCCGAUCGAAUUACCGACGCCAUUCUUCGGGGUACCGAAGGACGUCUAGUACCUUCAGAUGAAUCUUUGACAUCUAAUGUUUCAAUUGAGCCUCCGCUUUGUGCUCUUCACAAUAUCACGAGCGAGCUUUCGUGCAAGGCUCCCGGGAUCGAAAAUGCACACGAGAUUACACUAAAAAUCUUCGAAUUAUUGGCUAAUUAUCCAUGGGAAGCCAAGGCAGCGCUCACUUUGAUAGCCUUUGCAACGGAUUAUGGAGAUUUAUGGCAUCUCUACCAUUAUUCCCAUACCGAUCCAUUGGCUAAGUCAUUGGCCAUUAUCAAGCGAGUAGCUAUGUUGAAGAAGCACUUGGACUCACUUCGAUACCGUCAAGUGCUACUCAGCCCCAACAGUUUGAUCAACAGCUGCUUGCAAGCAAUAAAAUACAUGAACCAAAUUAGAGAAUUCUCCAAAUAUGAUGUCAAGGAGCUUCCUGAAUUGCCUGCUGCUCUUCGUCAAAUCCCAUUAAUCACUUAUUGGGUUAUACACACAAUUGUUGCUUCUAGAAUCGAGCUCUCCAGCUAUCUUAGCGAAACCGAGAACCAAUCGCAGAAAUACUUGAAUGAAUUGUCUGAAAAGAUCGCCAUUGUAUUGGCGGUGCUUGAAAAGCAUCUAGACGCCAUCCGAGAACAAUAUGAGGAGGUCGACCUCUACCGAUGGCUGGUUGACCACAUCGAGCAUUAUCAUACGGACAUUACAUUGGUUAUGUCUAAGCUUCUUAGUGGCAAAAUUGAAGCCAAGCCACUUAUUGAUGGCUCUACCCUAAGAGAGGUUAGCAUUCAAGAAAGUUUAGCGGGGAAGAAUGUGGUGUUGGUGAUUUCUGAAUUGAAUAUCUCAGAUGAUGACAUGAGAGCUCUUCAUCAAGUUUACAAUGAAUUGAAAAGAGACAAUAAGCAUGAGAUUGUUUGGAUUCCAAUUAUCCCAGAGCGUUUUCUUGAGGAAGAUCGAAGGAGAUAUGAGUAUCUACGGUCUACGAUGAAAUGGUACUCAAUGCAAUUCAGUACAAGAGUGGCUGGCAUGAGGUAUAUUGAAGAGAAGUGGCAAUUGAGAGAGGACCCAUUAGUUGUGGUACUCAAUCCACAGUCUAAAGUGGAAUUUACUAAUGCAAUUCAUUUGAUUCGAGUUUGGGGAACCGAAGCAAUCCCUUUUACUCAUAAUCGAACUGAGCUUCUUUUGAGAAAACAUUGGCCUGAAUCAACCCUUGUCAAGUUCACUCAUCAACCAAGAUUAUUGAGUUGGUUCAACCAAGAGAGAAGCAUCCUAUUCUACGGUGGAAAAGAACCUAAGUGGAUUCAACAAUUCGAGGAAAGAGCAGAAUUUUUGAAAAGUGAUCCUCUAGUAAUCGAAGGGCGUUCAUUUGAGAUCGUACGCAUAGGAAAGAAUGCAAGAGGAGAGGAUGAUCCUGCACUCAUGGCUCGUUUCUGGAAAACACAAUGGGGUUAUUUCAUAAUUAAGAGUCAAAUAAAAGGUUCAAGUGCGAGCGAAACAACCGAAGACAUCUUAAGGUUGAUUUCUUAUGAAAAUGAAGAUGGUUGGGCGGUUCUUACUGUUGGCCCAACCCCUAUUCUAGUUGGUCGUGGCCUUUUGAUUCUAAGAUUGCUCGAUGAUUUCCCAAAAUGGAAGCAAAUGUUACGCCUCAAAGGCUUCCCCGAUGCUUUUAGAGAAUACUUCAACGAGUUGGCUGCCAAGACCCACCAAUGCGAUCGAGUUAUUCUUCCAGGAUUUAGUGGAUGGAUUCCUAUGAUUGUCAAUUGCCCUGAAUGUCCUCGCUUCAUGGAGACUGGCAUUAGCUUCAGGUGCUGUCACGGUCGUCCUCUCGGGUGAUAAUGCCGAUUCAACGACCCAUAUUUUUAUUACUACUACUACUACUAAUAAACGCUUAUUGCUAUUUCUUAUUCCAUGGUUGUUUAUUAGAAUCGAGUCCAAUAGGUCUCGCUACUAAUAUAACCUCAUGUAUUGCUUUGCAUUAGUUCUUCAAUUUUUUUCUUUUUGGUUCACUUUGUAUUUGCUUACAUGAUCAUCUCAUGUAAGAACUACAUCAAAUAAAGGACGUUAUUUGGUUGCUUUUCA
This is a messenger RNA of Cucurbita pepo subsp. pepo (vegetable marrow), 2359 nucleotides long. Its product is annotated as protein SIEVE ELEMENT OCCLUSION B. Lineage: Eukaryota; Viridiplantae; Streptophyta; Magnoliopsida; Cucurbitales; Cucurbitaceae. Gene Ontology annotation, biological process: phloem development. The record is from RefSeq and is a predicted model, not a curated record.